CCUCUCAUGGCCCUCCGCAGCCUGUCCUGGAUGCUGCUCUCCUGCCUGAUGUUCCUAUCUCAAAUCCAAGGCGAAGACUCCCAGAAUGAUAUGCGCUCAUCACGGAGCAGAUGUCCCAAAGGCUCCAAGGCCUAUGGCUCCCACUGCUAUGCCGUGUUUACAACACCAAAAUCCUGGAUGAACGCAGAUAUGGCCUGCCAGAAGAGGCCCUCAGGACACCUUGUGUCUGUGCUCAGUGGGGCUGAGGCAUCCUUUGUGGCCUCCCUGGUCAAGAACAAUGUGAACUCCUACUCACAUGUCUGGAUUGGGCUCCAUGACCCCACAGAGGGCUCUGAGCCCAACACAGGUGGAUGGGAGUGGAGUAGCACUGAUGUGCUGAAUUACUCUGCCUGGGAGAGAGAUCCCACCACCAUCUCAAACCCUGGCUCCUGCGGGAGCCUGUCACGAAGCACAGGAUAUCUGAAAUGGAAAGACUAUAGCUGUGAUGUGAAGUUACCCUACGUCUGCAAGUUCAAGAACUAG
Diceros bicornis minor is the source of this 522-nucleotide messenger RNA. RefSeq names its product regenerating islet-derived protein 3-alpha-like. Gene Ontology annotation, molecular function: oligosaccharide binding; signaling receptor activity; peptidoglycan binding. Lineage: Eukaryota; Metazoa; Chordata; Mammalia; Perissodactyla; Rhinocerotidae. Gene Ontology annotation, biological process: antimicrobial humoral immune response mediated by antimicrobial peptide; positive regulation of cell population proliferation; venom-mediated disruption of cell wall in another organism. The record is from RefSeq and is a predicted model, not a curated record. The transcript is spliced from 5 exons. The coding region runs from base 7 to 522 and encodes 171 amino acids.